Molecule: messenger RNA, 3021 nt
Organism: Monomorium pharaonis (pharaoh ant)
Lineage: Eukaryota; Metazoa; Arthropoda; Insecta; Hymenoptera; Formicidae
Product: vacuolar protein sorting-associated protein 52 homolog
Exons: 9
Coding region: 155-1924 (589 amino acids)
Biological process (GO): Golgi to vacuole transport; retrograde transport, endosome to Golgi; lysosomal transport
Cellular component (GO): GARP complex
Molecular function (GO): syntaxin binding
Source: RefSeq, a predicted model, not a curated record
CAAGACUGGCACCGACUUGCGUCAGUACGCCAGGCAAAUCGAGAAGGAGCUCAAAGAGGUCGAGAACAAGUCGAUCCAAGAUUACAUCAAGGAAGCGAGAACAUAGCCAGUUUUGCAUAAUCAGAUUGCCGCUUGCGACAAUAUCCUGGAGAAAAUGGAGUCAAUGCUGAUGAAUUUUCAGUCAGCACUGGGAAAUAUCAGUUCCGAGAUACUCAGUUUGCAGCGUAAGUCUGUUUCUAUGAGCCAGCAACUGUCUAAUAGGCAAAUAAUACGAGGGCCGCUUAGCCAAUUUAUUGAGGAUAUGACAGUAUCUGAGGCUCUGAUUGAUGGUAUUAUGGACUGUCCAGUGACAGAUAAGGAAUUUCUGAUUCAGCUGCAAAUUCUGAAUCAUAAAAUCAAUUUUGUGAAGGAACAAAGCUUCAAGGAGGCCAAGUCUUGCUUGGAUGUGAAAGAUAUACUAGAGAAGCUAAAGGUGAAGGCGAUGGCAAAAAUCAGGACAUACUUAUUAGAGCAAAUUUAUAAAUUUAGAAAGCCAAUGUCAAAUUAUCAAGUGCCACAGAACAAUAUGUUGAAGUACAAAUUCUUCUUUGAGUUUAUCUUAGCGAAUGAGAGAAAUGUGGCUGAGGAGAUCUGUGGGGAGUACAUUGACACUAUGAGUAAAAUAUAUUAUUCAUAUUUCAAGUCAUAUUCGUCGAGAUUGAUGAAAUUGCAGUUUGAAGAGAGAACGUCGAAGGAUGAUUUAAUGGGAGUUGAAGACACAGCAGGUAGAAGCAGUAUAUUUCAUAAAACGACGUUAAAGCACAAAGGUACUGUGUUUUCUAUAGACACAAGAGGUCAAGUUUUGUCUUCUCAAUUUGAAGAAUCUAUACUUGUCCCACAUACUGCCUCUAAAACGCGGUAUCAUUACGAAGCCCUAUUUAGAAGUGAACAAUAUGCUGUGGCUGAUAAUGGCUGUAGAGAAUAUCUGUUUCUAAUAGAAUUUUUCAAAGUUCGCAAUGCACAGGCGUUAGAUAUUUUCAAUCAGAUUAUGGGAAAAACAUUGAGUCUUUUGAUAAAAAAUUUACAAUCGUUUGUUGAAGAUUGUUAUGAUACAAUUGCUCUAUUUCUCUGCUUACAUUUAGUGAUGCGUUAUCAAUUGCUAUGUCACAAAAGAGCUGUACCAGCAUUGGAUAAAUACUGGGACACUUUGAGGUCUAUAAUUUGGCCUAGGUUUGAAUUUGUGUUUCAAUUAAAUAUAAACAGUGUAAAGGAUUGCGAUCCAUCGAAAUUCAACAAGGAGACUGGUCCGCAUUAUAUUACUAGAAGAUACGCGGAAUUUAGCGCAGCAAUUGUAAGUGUAGUUGAAGGAUUUCCUUGCGAAGGGACAACUCAGUUAUUGGCAGAAUUAAGAGAAGCUGUACAAUGCUUCCUGCUGAGAAUGGCAUCUAUUUUUCCGACUCGGACACAGCAAUUAGUAUUUCUUAUCAAUAAUUACGAUUUAGUACUUAGGGUAUUAAUGGAAAGGACGCGAGAGACCUCGAAAGAAGCCGAGAGCUUUCGAGAACUGUUAAAUGCCCGUUCCUCUGAAUUUGUCGAAGAAAUCCUGAGCCCGCACUUUGGUAGUAUAAUUCAGUUAGUGAAAGAAUCGGAAACUCUGAUUGAAAAGGGCCAGGCCGAUGAUUUGAAACGGCAGGAGGGUAAAGCAUUGGUCCUAGUGCAAUCUUUCACAAAUAAUUGGAAGCGAGCGUUAGAAGAGAUAAAUCGAGAGGUAUUACAGUCGUUUCCCAGCCUGGUGCUCGGCAGUUCGUUAGUGCAGUGCGCGAUGACACAGUUGGUGCAAUAUUACAAUCGUCUCCACAAGAUCUUGCCACAGAAUGCGCGCACACAACUUACAAAUAUCCAUCAUAUAAUGGUAGAAAUUAAGAAAUAUAAGACUAAUUAUUAGAUAAUUUUCCAGAAUAGUUGAUUAGUCGAAUCAAAAUAGUGGUAGAUUGAUUAUUUCUUAUAAGAGAAUCACAGUUUUUACAUCUUGACUUAACUAUAAUUCGAGAAGUGCAAAGUCAUCACUUUUUUGUCACCGGCUUAGACAAAAUGGAAGCUAAACAAAAAGUCACUCUUGUUUGAAGGAAAUUUAUUAGAAUGUAUUAAGAUUAAUAUAUAGACAACCAAACUGGUAACGUUACUUAUGUUUACUAAAUGUAUCUAGUAUUGUACAUAUAGAAAUCAAGCGAAUAAGAAAUCAAUAAUUUCAUAUUCUAGCGAUUAUGAUUAUUUAAUAAAUAAAGAUGUAAAAAUUUCGUUAUUAAAUAGGAAUAUCGUUUAGGAAUGUCAGGGAACAUUUUUGUAAAUACAAUCGUAAAGAUAUACAUUCUGUACAUUUAUUUAUAAAAAGAUGUGAGCUAUGAACUAAAGUAUGGUAUUGCAUUACCAUGCUAUACAAUAGCGAUUAAUAUUCCGUACUCUUGUGUGCGCGUGACACGAGUAUACGAAUCUCCGAUACUGCUUAUCUUAUAUAAAUUAAUAUUACACAUGUACGUUAAAAAUGGUCUCGUUACUUUUUCCUCCGAUUUCGCGACACCUAUGGCAUAACACAUCAAUUUUUUUGGUGACCAAAUCAAAUCGCGACACGGCGGAUAUUUAUACUACUCGGUUUGAUACAAUAAUAAUUGCCACGUCUUCGACCGCACUUACGCAAACAAUUUACAUUCGCUUAUCGAGGUCUUCAACUUUUCAGAGAAACUAUAGAUACAAAUAAGUUUACAAUGUUAUGAAUUAUUCGAAAUUAUCGUACAAUUAUCACCUGCAUGGUUGCAACUUGUACAUCAUCUGAAUCGUCAAUUUUUUCAUUCAUUAUGAACUGUAGUUUUAUAGAACACCGUCGAUAGCAUGUAAUACACCAUUCGUCGCUGGCACGUUAUGUGUUACAACGUGUGCUUCGUUCACUCGUACUCGUCCUAAAAUAAUAUAUUCUGUAUUAUCUGAAAGAUCUAUUUCGAUAUUGUUAUAUAAUAAAAGUUUUUUUUUUAGAAUUAGCUAUUAAAA